Messenger RNA from Phalaenopsis equestris, 3587 nucleotides. RefSeq names its product exocyst complex component SEC5A-like. Gene Ontology annotation, cellular component: exocyst. Gene Ontology annotation, biological process: Golgi to plasma membrane transport; exocytosis. The record is from RefSeq and is a predicted model, not a curated record. The transcript has 21 exons. NCBI's taxonomy places the organism in Eukaryota, Viridiplantae, Streptophyta, Magnoliopsida, Asparagales, Orchidaceae. Bases 138 to 3425 code for a protein of 1095 amino acids.
CAAAGGUUAAAAAUCAGAAAUUUAAGGUGUUGAGUGAAGCGGGGAUCGGUCGCUAUACGCUUUGAUUUGUCAUUUGUUUUUUUAACUCACCAUCAGAUCCGACCUUCUCUCGCCGGGGAAGAUAAAGCCCGUCCCCCAUGGCAAGCGACAGCGACCUCGACGAAGACGAGCUCCUCCAGAUGGCUCUUAAGGAGCAGUCGGAACGGGAUAUUAACUACCACAAACAGUCGAAACCUUCAAAACCCGUCGUUAAUCUUGUCCAGGUUCCGCCCCCUCCCCCUUUCACGCGUACCAACAAUUCGAACCCCAUGCCUAACGCUAGAUCGAGAUCCAGCUCCAAGGGACAUCUAAGGGACUCCAGGGGCGGUGCAGACGACGAUGAUGACUCGGAGGUCGAACUGUUGAGUAUCUCAUCGGGUGAUGAGGGGUCGUCUAGGGACUUGGGGGUUACACAGAAGGCGCGGCCGCAGAGGGGUUCAAUUGAUGACGAUCACGCGGAUGUUGGCGGUGAGCCUGGGAGCUGGAAACGGGUCGAUGAGUCAGAGCUUGCUCGUAGAGUUCGUGAAUUGCGUGAGACUAGAUCUACUCCUCAAACUAUUGAUGCGAAGCCAUCAGGACGAAAGGGUAUUGCCAACUUACAGUCUCUGCCUCAUGGUGUGGAAUUUCUAGAUCCACUAGGUUUAGGGGUAAUAGAUAACAAGUCUCUUAGGCUGAUUACAGAUGGUCUUGAAGUAAAAACUGAGCCAGUGGACCCUACUGAUCGAGAAAAGGUUAUGUAUACUUCUCCAAAUUUUCAUCCCAAAGUUUUCCUUACACGAGUCCACCAAGAGACUAGUGCUGCUGAUUUAGAAUCUGGUGCUCUUACAUUGAAAAGUCAUCUUAAAGGAUGGACUCAACAAAAAAAGCAACUUGUUAAAGAGAACUUUGAUUGCUUUGUAUCGUGCAAAACGACUAUCGAUGAUAUUGAGUCUAAGUUAAGGCAAAUUGAGGAGGAUCCUGAAGGUUCUGGUACAAUUCAUUUGCAUGAAUCUACUCAUAGAAUCAGUGAAUUGGCAAAUCUUGCUUUCCAGCCUUUAUUUGAGAGACAGGUGCAAGCUGAGAAAAUUAGAUCUGUACAAGGCAUGUUGCAGAGAUUCCGUACAUUAUUCAAUCUGCCAAGCAUAAUUCGGGGAAGCAUAAGCAAGGGUGAAUAUGAUUUAGCUGUUCGGGAAUAUAGAAAAGCAAAAUCAAUUGUUCUUCCUUCUCAUGUGGGCAUUCUAAAACGGGUCUUGGAAGAAGUGGAGAAAGUAAUGCGCGAGUUUAAGUGCAUGCUUUAUAAGUCAAUGGAAGAUCCACAGCUUGAUCUACCUGAGCUGGAAAAUACAGUGCGUUUAUUACUAGAGUUAGAACCUGAUUCAGAUCCAGUGUGGCAUUAUCUGAACAUUCAGAAUCAUAGGGUGCGGGGAUUAUUUGAAAAGUGCACCAUUGAUUAUGAAGCUCAGAUGGAACUCUUGCAUAAUGAGAUUCAAGAGAGAGCGCAAGCUGAUGCAAGAUGGAGGCAGAUUCAACAGGAAUCAAACAAGUCUUUAGGUGUUGAUUCCUCUGAAUGGGACUCUCUAGCAAUAGACUCGCAACAGCUGUAUAUGACUGGUGAAGAAGUUGAUGCGUUAAGAGGAAGGUAUAUUACCAGAUUAACUGCUGUACUCAUCCAUCAUAUUCCAGCAUUCUGGAGGCUAGCUUUGUCCGUGUUCAGUGGAAAGUUUGCGAAGGGCACUGCAGGCAAUGUUCACCUGGAUUCUGAUGUAAAUUCCAAACAUUCACAAACUAGGAGUGAUGACAAAGCCACUGAUGUGAAAUUUUCAAGUCAUUCUCUUGAGGAAGUUACCACUAUGGUUCAUGAUACCAUAAAUGCUUUUGAGGUCAAGGUCCACAACACGUUUCGUGAAUUUGAAGAAUCAAAUAUUCUUAGACCAUAUAUGAGUAAUGCUAUCAAAGAAAUUGCCAAAGCUUGCCAGGCUCUUGAAGGAAAAGAGAUUUCCCCCUCGAUUGCUGUUAAAACUUUGAGAGCCCUUCAUUUCGAAAUUACUAAGGUUCAUGUGUAUAGACUCUGCUCAUGGAUGCGAGUGGCAGGCGAGGAGAUAGCGAAGGAAGAAAUGUGGAUACCAUUAUCCACUCUGGAGAGGAACAAAUCUCCAUAUGCCAUUUCAUAUCUGCCUAUAGCAUUCCGAGAAAUGUUAAAUUCAGCUAUGGAUCGAAUACAGGCCAUGAUUCAUAAUUUAACAGCAGAGGCGACGAAGUCGGAUGACAUGUUGGAACAUAUUCAAGAAAUUCAAGAUUCAGUUAGAAUUGGGUUCUUGAACUGUUUCCUAGACUUUGCUGGUUAUCUUGAAAGAAUUGGAAUUGAGGUAUCUCAAGCGAAAUCAAAUAAAGAAGAUGGCCAUUUCCAGAAUGGUUUUUUAUAUGGAUAUGGUGGAGAAUUACGUGGGGUUCAUUCCGGGGGCGCUGUUGUUGAUUCUCACAAAAGGUUGUUAAUAGUUCUAAGUAACAUUGGGUAUUGCAAAGAUGAACUUGCUCGUGGGUUGUAUACAAAAUACAUGCACAUAUGGUCGACAUACAGGGAAAGAAGUGAACAAAAUACUGAUGUUCGUGAUCUAGUUUCAUCAUUUUCUGCACUUGAGGAGAAAGUACUAGAAAAUUACACAUAUGCAAAGUCGAAUUUAAUAAGAACCGCCGCAGCUUUGAACUAUCUCUUGGAUUCUGGAAUUCAAUGGGGAUCUGCGCCUUUGGUUAAGGGUAUUCGGGAUGCUACCAUCGAGUUAAUACACAGUUUAGUUGCUGUGCAUGCAGAGGUUUUUUCCAGUGCCAGGCCUUUGCUUGAGAAAACAAUGGGUAUUCUGGUGGAAGGCUUGAUCGACACAUUUCUUAGCCUUUCUCAUGAAAACAAGACCACGCAGAAGGCCAAGUACCUCAAGUCUUUGGACGUGAAUGGUUUCUGCCAACUUAUGCUUGAGCUCGAGUAUAUCGAAACUGUUCUUCACUCGUAUUUCUCACCCGCGGCCCUUGAAUCCUUAAAAUCCUUGCAAGGACUCUUAUUGGAGAAAACCUGCGAGGGAGCAUCUGAAUCCGUCGAGAAUCCAGGCCAUCACCGACGUUCCACUAAAGGUAGUGAAGAUGCAAUAACAGAUGACAGGCAACUGGGAUCCAAUAUUUCUCCGGACGACUUGAUCGCUUUAGCACAACAAUAUAGCACGGAAUUGCUGGAAGGUGAGCUGGAGAGGACUCGUCUCAACAUAUCAUGCUUCAUGGAGGCCUCCCUCCGGCCAAAUUCUCUUCCGGCGGCUCAAAAACCUUCUUAUUCUUCGUUCCAUAAGCCGGUUUCUUCGCCACAAUACAGGAGACAACAGACUGUAAACUCUCCAAGUUUCUCCAGACACAGACGGAGAUAACUGUAUAUAUUCAUCCCACCACUGUCAUUGCUACUAGCUAAUUUAUUUGUUUUGUUUGCAAAUCUUGCAUCUUUUGUGUAAUAUAUUUUUCAUGUUUGUAAUCAUUGGUAGGGAAGAGUAAUUUUUUCUUAUGGAUAUUUAAUAAUGAGUUUCAUUUGAUUU